AUGUCUUUCCGUGAGCUACCCAACGAAGUCAUCUUCAUGAUAGGCACACAGAUUGAGCGCGAAAAAGACAUUUCAUCACUAGUCAGAGCAUGUCGAUCCUUCCAUAAUUUGCUCAAUAAUUAUCUCUAUGAACGAAAUGUCAACCGCGGAGCUCCUGCAUUGUCCUGGUGCGCCGAGCACGGCCUCACAACAAGUGUUGAGCGGUUAUUGAAAAUACAAGCCCGCGACAAAACAAAAGGCUCCUUACAACAGCUUAAUUCAGUCAAUUUUGUUGAUUCACCACUACGUUCCGCUAUCUGCUUUCACCAUGCUCCAAUAGUCAAGCUCUUUCUUCAGUAUGGAGCGGGUCAGACAAGUGGCUUCCCGAUCUCGACCCCCCUCCAUACCGCCGUGGAGCACAGCAGCGAAGAGGUCGUGCGAGUAAUCCUGGAAUAUGGAUGUGAUAUCGAUUUGAUUGUUCCAAGGGGAGCAGAAACCGCUCUAGUCGUCGCCGUGAGAACGCAAAAGCCAGACAUAGUGAAGCUGCUGAUCGAGCAUGGAGCGUGCUUGAAUACAAAGCCGCAUGUUCCAGUCGAGGCGGCAGAAUGGGACAGACUCGUCUGGACGACCCCUCUACACACGGCCGUUGAUAGUCAGUAUGGAAAUCGUGAGAUGGCAGAGCUACUUCUUUCACAAGGAGCCGAUGUGAAUGUUCGAUGCGGGGACGGGGGAACUCCGUUGCAUGGGACAACGCGCGAGAUGAAUGUAGAUGACUCUCGAUGGCUUUUGGAGAAUGGAGCAGAUCCAAACAUUAUUGAUGAUCAAGGAAAUUCCCCACUGCAUGUUGCAAUCAAUUUUGGCCGCCACGGCGCGGAACUGAUAAAGCUUUUUCUCGAGCAUGGAGCGGAUCCGAAUUUGAGAUGCAGAACGGCACCGACACACCCAUUGGAAUUAUUGGAUGGAAUGGACAUUCCGGAAAUUGAGCAGUUGCUCCGGGACCACGGUGCUCAUCUUCCUGACUCUGUAUAG
Penicillium waksmanii is the source of this 1008-nucleotide messenger RNA. RefSeq names its product ankyrin repeat domain-containing protein. Bases 1 to 1008 code for a protein of 335 amino acids. Gene Ontology annotation, molecular function: protein binding. The record is from RefSeq and is a predicted model, not a curated record. Lineage: Eukaryota; Fungi; Ascomycota; Eurotiomycetes; Eurotiales; Aspergillaceae. Gene Ontology annotation, biological process: protein localization to ciliary inversin compartment. The transcript has a single exon. Gene Ontology annotation, cellular component: ciliary inversin compartment.